AGACUAGUAAAAAUCAAAUUUGUUUUUCUUGUGUGUUGGGUAGGCUGUUGUGUUUGCAUUAGAAAUGUCGAACUGUUUUUGUGUAUAGCUUUUGGUCUGGUAAGGUAACAUUCAACCAAGAUUGAAGAUUCCAAUCCAAGGGAAGAAAUUAAAAAGCUGAAAAAGCGAAAAGAGAUUCAUUGACGCUAACGCUGACGCUGGGAAUCCAUGAAUUUGUGGAUUCCUGGUGUAUGAUAAAGGAGCUGAACCCUUUACUCAUUUCCUAAAUUCGAUGGGGAAUUUAUUUGUGAAGAAGCCAAAGGUAACCGAGGUCGAUCGUGCAAUUCUCAACCUCAAGACCCAGAGACGCAAGCUUGCUCAAUACCAACAAAAGCUUGAUGCUGUCAUCGAAGCAGAAAAGCAAGCUGCAAGAGACUUGAUUCGUGAAAAGAAGAAGGAUAGGGCCCUGUUAGCAUUAAAGAAAAAAAAGACACAAGAAGAAUUGCUCAAGCAAGUUGAUGCCUGGCUUAUCAAUGUUGAGCAACAAUUAGCAGAUAUUGAACUGGCAAGCAAGCAGAAGGCUGUAUAUGAUAGUUUGAAGGCUGGUAAUGAUGCAAUGAAAGCCAUACAGAAUGAGAUAAACAUUGAGGAUGUUCAGAAACUUAUGGAUGAUACUGCCGAAGCUAAAGCUUAUCAAGAUGAAAUUAAUGCAAUACUAGGGGAGAAAUUAUCAGCAGAAGACGAGGAGGAGAUUUUAGCAGAAUUUGAGAACUUGGAAGCUCAGCUUACUGUCCAAGAUCUUCCUGAAGUUCCUACCUCGGUGUCUGAAGAAAUCAACGAGAAAUUAGACCUUCCUGAUGUCCCAACCGUAGUACCAGGUGAAAAAGUUGCUGAAGUAUCUGCCAAAACAAAAGUUAUGGAGGAACCGCUGCCAGCUUGAAGAACACUGCAAUCUUAGACGGAGCAUCUCCAUGUCUGCCUGUGUCGUUACAAUUUCUGUUUCAAAUUUUAUGCAGUUUCUGGAGUUUAUUUGGACUUUAGCAUCAUUUAAUUUGUACAGUUAUGCAUAUAUGAUACAUCAAUUCUAACAUGAAUCAUAUAUUGAAAAAACCAUAUAUCUUAUGUUUUACACUUUCGCAUGUGCACAUUAGAUAUCUAAAUGU
Gastrolobium bilobum is the source of this 1142-nucleotide messenger RNA. RefSeq names its product vacuolar protein sorting-associated protein 20 homolog 1. Gene Ontology annotation, cellular component: multivesicular body; ESCRT III complex. NCBI's taxonomy places the organism in Eukaryota, Viridiplantae, Streptophyta, Magnoliopsida, Fabales, Fabaceae. Bases 272 to 919 code for a protein of 215 amino acids. The record is from RefSeq and is a predicted model, not a curated record. Gene Ontology annotation, biological process: late endosome to vacuole transport via multivesicular body sorting pathway; vesicle budding from membrane. The transcript has 6 exons.